Arachis duranensis is the source of this 2137-nucleotide messenger RNA. RefSeq names its product PGR5-like protein 1A, chloroplastic. Gene Ontology annotation, cellular component: chloroplast thylakoid membrane. The record is from RefSeq and is a predicted model, not a curated record. The transcript is spliced from 7 exons. The coding region runs from base 101 to 958 and encodes 285 amino acids. Gene Ontology annotation, molecular function: oxidoreductase activity, acting on iron-sulfur proteins as donors. NCBI's taxonomy places the organism in Eukaryota, Viridiplantae, Streptophyta, Magnoliopsida, Fabales, Fabaceae. Gene Ontology annotation, biological process: photosynthetic electron transport in photosystem I.
GAUAUUAAGGCGGCAAAAUGAAGAGGGGAAAAUGGUGGCCAUUCAUAUUCUCUUUAUGUUUUUGUGGUAAAAUCAAUUUCUCCAAAUCAAAUCAAAGCAUAUGGCGAGUACAACCACGCUCUUAGACCUUCAACCAUGGAACUACAACUACCACCGCGCCUUCUCCCUCAGGAUCUCCUCCAAGAUCCACCGUGUCUCCGCCACCUCCGACCAUCGCCCCGCCGCUCCUUCCUGCAUCUUCGUUGGUCCUCUCGAAACCGCCAACCAAGAAACCCUCGAAGCUCUCUAUUCUCAAGUAACACUAAUCCUCUUCUAUUUCCUAGCACGGGAUGCUUAUUAUAGUGGCGAACCUUUGAUAGUUGAUGACAUGUUUGAUAGAGUGGAGUUAAAGCUGAGAUGGUACCGUUCAAAAUCGGUUAUCAAGUAUCCUCGAUGCAGCAUCAGGAGGCAAUCAGCAUAUGCUGAUGCAGAGGAAGAUCUGUCUAUGGUUUUUGCAUUGGCAAGCACAUGGACCAUGUUCCUUGCAUUCGGCAGUUUAGUAUGCCUUGGGCCAACAUUAUACACUGUUGGCAUGACUUAUCAGAAUGCAUUCGGUUCGGGAUUAUCACUUGAUAGCCAACCAUCUGGUCUAGAACUGACCAUGGUGAAUAGCAUAUCCAUCGUGCUAUGUUUUGUAAUUGGAUACCCAAUUGUUUCGGCUUCAGUUAAGGUGCUUCAGGGCCUGUGGGUGAAUGAUUUGGUGGCAUUGAAAGGUGCAUGUCCAAAUUGUGGAGAAGAGGUAUUUGCAUUUGUGAGAAUGGACAGGAAUAUCGACUCACCACAUAGAGCAAAUUGUCAUGUGUGUGGAAGUAUCUUAGAAUUCCGCACAAAAGUAGAGCCAUCAUCAGUCUCAAGAUUAGGCAGAAAAUGGGUUUAUGGGCGGAUUUACCUUGUCUCAGCAAGAGGAAGAUUUCGAUAGCAGAAGCAACUCAUGAUCUUUUUUUCCACCAUUUUUGAGUUUCUUUGAUCAAUGAUUGUGAAGGGGAGUCUUGGAGCAACGAUCGAGUUGUCUCCAUAUAACCUCAAGGUCACCGGGUUCAAGCUGUGGAAACGGCCAUUGAUGUAAUUAUCAGGUUAGGUUCUAUACAUUACACCCAUUGGGUGUAGUCCUUACUGGGACCUUGCGUUAACGCGGGAUGUUUGUGCACCAGGCUAUCAUUUUUUAUCAAUGAUUGUGUAUAGAAAGGAUGAGAUUACAACCAAUUUGUUUCCUAUAUUUAGUUUUAGGCUAGAACAAGUUUUGCCUGAAAUAUCAUCUUUUACUUUUUUGACAAGGAAGCUGACAUGUUAGUGGAUGGACAACUAAUUUCUUUGUUUUGGUUGAGUGUUAGUGUUAUAUGCAAGAUUUCAAAAUUGAAUUUCCUUUUCUUUUCUUUUUCUUCUGGAUAUUAUGAUAUCAGAGAAUUAGAGGAAUAUUGAAUUCUGAUGACAAUAAUUUACAGCAGGAAGUCAGGAACUGAAGUCCUAUUUAUACAGGUUGAUCUCUAUUUUCUUUGUUUCGUACGAACUCUUGUGAUCUAAUAUGAAAUUUCAUGAGGCUGGGUUAGAUGCCUACUUUAUUUGUUAAAAUCAUGGGUUUAUUUGUGAUUCUGGCUGCCAAUUGCUGGUUAUAAUUUUUAUUGGUUCUGUAAAUUUAUAAUUCUUAUCAUUUGUAUCCAUCUACCUGAUUUUAUUUCGAGUACGCCCUAAAGCAAAACAGAAAAUAGAUAAAACAGAGAAUAAAUAUCCUUUCUAGUAUCUAAUUAUUUCGUUAUUUAUCCAAAAGACGAAGUGUUCUCCAACAAUUUUAAAAUUUAAAAUACCUAAUCAGUUUGCAACCACCAAAAUUUCUGAUCAAAUUGGUCAUUAUAAUUGAUCACGAUGUAUGUAAGGUAAAAAUUCAGGUGCAGUUGACUUCACGUGAAGUUAAUAGCUUCACGUGAAGUUAAUAGCUGAGAGUCGUUAGAUGAAAAUUUAGUCAAAUUAGUCAAAUCAUCUAACGACUUUCAGUUAUCAACGGUUUUCAAUUAUCAACUUCACAUUAAGUUGACUACAUUUGAGUUUUACCUUUAUGUGUAAAAAUGGUUCAUGAAAAUAGAAAGUAAUAAACCCCUCAAAU